Messenger RNA from Cynoglossus semilaevis (tongue sole), 3650 nucleotides. Its product is annotated as zinc finger and SCAN domain-containing protein 20. The transcript is spliced from 4 exons. The coding region runs from base 320 to 1810 and encodes 496 amino acids. NCBI's taxonomy places the organism in Eukaryota, Metazoa, Chordata, Actinopteri, Pleuronectiformes, Cynoglossidae. The record is from RefSeq and is a predicted model, not a curated record.
CACACACACACACAAUCACAUGUACAGGUUUCAUGUUUAAAUCAUGAGAGGAAUUGGCUCUAUAAUCUUUUUUUUUCCCCAUUUCUAAUCAUCAGUAAAUGUAAUUUACUAGUGAUGGUCAUCUUUGGGAAAACAACAGACAAUGUGAUGUCAAAAUAUCAGUAAAGCAAAACUGACAAAAUGAAACGUCUGCCUCUCUGCUUCACAGCAACAGAGUAGACAGCCAGAGUGUCUUGCUGCAGCUUCAGCCAAUUCACCAAGCUGCUUCUCAGAUUACACUUGGACCCGCCCCAUCAGCACACAGCUUAAGCCAGUGGUGAUGCCGCUUUUCUACACGGAGGCGUUGCUUUCAGGCUUAACCGCCUGGUUGCCUAGGGAACCGAGCAGCAGAGACAGACAGGCUGGGGAAACAAAGCGUUUCCAGGUCAGCUCCAACAUGGAGAGAGGAACAGAAAGACAAAGAGGUGGUGAUAUUGAGGUGGUGGUGGAUGAGAAGACCUCGGUGGAGAGACAGUGGGGGGAGGCAGAGGUGCUGGCUCUUAUGUCAGUGUGGGACGAGGUUGGAGCUCAGCACGUAGCUGAUACCAGAGCCACAUUUGAGUUGAUCUCAGAGCGCCUGAGGAGGCUUAGUGUUAUGCGCAGCUGGUGGGAGUGUCAGACUAAAUGCAGGAGCCUGGGACUCCAGGGCAGGAGGCCUGACGCAGCAGCACCAGGCACUUCAACAAAGUACAGCACAAGAGUGGAUGCAAGGCCGGAGGAGGGCUGGGAGCAAGAGUUGGAGGAUUUGGGUAAUCAAAGAAGAUUGUACCCAUCCUCAGGCACUAACCUAUCGCAGGAAGGGAUGAAGAAGCAUAUCCAACGAGCCCUUCCUUACACCCUGAGUCCUGCGGAGGGGGGCGGUCGCCACUGGACAGACGACGAGGUGCGAGCGCUGCUCUGUGUGUGGGCCGACCAGCGCGUUCGUCAGCGUUUAAAAUGCACACUACGCAACAAGUCAAUCUUCCAAGAGAUGGCGUAUCAAAUGCAAAGGAAGUUUGGGGUAGUGCGCAACUGGAAGCAAUGUCGGACCAAAUACAAGAAUCUGAAAUAUGACUACAAAACUGCAAAAAAUGCUCAUACUGCUGGAGGCGGUGCUUCAGGAGGCCCGGGAAAGUACAUGAAGUUCUUUGAAGAGGUCGAGGCAAUUAUUCUUGACCGUGGCUUGGAAAAUGGGACUUCCGAAAUGCAGAAACGGCUCUAUGAGGGAGAAGUGCCUGCAGAAAAUCUACAAACACCGGCAGGUCAUGCACCAUCCUCAGAGAGUGAGGUUGUCAUAGAGAUUGAUGAUGAUGACAACAGUGACGACUACGACAUGGACCUGGAGGCAAAAUGGAGAGGACCAGCUUCACCCAUCCCUGGCCAGAUCCAAGUGGUGACAGUGUCAGACACAGGACGAAACUGGAGUGACCAAGAGGUGCGAGCGCUGAUUCAAGUAUGGUCUGAUGAGCGUGUGUGCAGGCAGCUGGAGAACUCAACCAGAAAGAGAGACAUCUUUGUUCAGAUCUCCAACAGGUUACUGCAGCAGGGGAUUGAACGUGACUGGAAGCAGUGUCACACAAAGUACAAAAACCUCAAGUAUCUCUACCGUUCCCUCCAGAGAGGCAAGACUGAUGAAGCUAGACGUCUAAUGAAGUUCUAUGACGAGGUGGACGAAAUCAUGAAUCAGACAAAUAAUAGUUCACCGAGUGUCACUAGAACUGCAGAUCAACAAGAAGCAUCGGGAGAACGAAUGGAGAAAGACUGUGAAAGACAUCGCAAAGAUCUCAUCUAGACAAGUGAGAACGCGACGGCGGCGGCGACAAAGGCAGACUUGGAGGAGAGAAGUCGUAGUUCUGAUUCCAUCUCCUCCAUAAGCCUUGAUAUUCCAUCAAGUACUGAGGAGGAGAAAACACAUGACGCACAGGAACCUCGUUCCCAUCAACAGCACAGACUCACGAGUGAGUCACAGAGUCCCAAAACACAUUGUUUUAUUAUAUGUUGUGGUUAGCUUUCUAUCAUGAACAAAUAUAUCAGUGGACAGAGACAAAAGUAGGCAAUCACAUAGAAAUCUGGGGGACAAAAGAAAUAACUUCUUUCUUUUUUGAGAUACUUUUUCACCAUGUGUUCUAGUAAUUUUAUUUUUGUGAGGACAACAAUUCGUAGCUGAAUAACAGGACUGUAAAGAAAAGCUUGAUGUCAAGUAUUACAAAUGUGUAGCGUAAAUAGUAAUUUGUAUCAAAUACGCCAAUAAUGAAGUAUCCAUCAUUAGCCCUACACAUUCACGUAUAUAUACACAUUUCACUUUACAGCAGUAAAUAACUUAAUGGUAACUUAUUUCAUUCUGUGUUUGACUCAGGGAAUUAAGACUCUUAGAGAAAAGUUAGAAAUAAUGGAAAUUCAUACUUAGUCUAAAAAAAGGAACGGUUUGACCAACACCAUUUAAUAACAUUUUUAAUAGCAUUUUUUUUUUUUUUGCAGGCACUUGUGAAAACAGGACCAUACGAGUGGACACCUUUUUGGCAAACAGAGGAAUAAAAAGAAAAGCUGUGGACCAAGGUUUGAGAUGAGCCGGUGUCUCUUAUCACUUUGCAUGUCACAUGAUGUCAAAUAUUGAGCCGAGGCCUUAUUGACUGCUGACACCCCGAGUCCCAUGAUUCAUCAAGAAGCCACAUAAUGAACACAUAAAGGGUGGAUUGUCACGGCUAACAGGAAGCAGAAUGCUAGAUGUAUGUCAUUUCUGACCAUGGAAGUUAUAUAAAUAUAUAAUUUCUUGUUUCAGAAACCAUACUCCACACUCAAGUGAAAAAACGGGACACCGGCUCUGGGUCCACUGAUACUGACCGAGUCCAGUUUAAAGAGGAGCAGGAACCCAUCCCAAUUAUAAAGAUUCACUCAGUCCGUUCAAUGGCCUCCUCUAAUCCAUGCCCAAUAAAACAGGUAAUAACUACUCACUACUGAUGUGACAAACACAUGACCACGCAAUACAGUUGAUUUCACAAAGAUCUGUGGAAGAAAACUUUACCCUCCUAUUGUCCUAUUAUUUUUGUAAUCUCAAAGAGAGGAGACAUUUGUUUGGAGACAAAGGUUUUAGAGUCAUGUCAAUGUUUGGGUAGGUCAAAGAUCAGGUCAAAGAACAGCUGAACCAAGUAACUGAGGUUACUACAUAACAUAUACUCAGAUACAGGCUUAGUGUAUCUUUCAGAUGUUAAACUACAAGUAUUGAUGACUGAGUGGAACUAAGAACUCGCCUGGACUUUAAACUCGGUUUGAAAAAACCCCAAAACCCUUUACUUUGGGAACUAACUAAUACACAUUCUUUUGUCUCUAAGUGUUAUGUAUGAACAAUUGUUAACGCAAAAUAUCUCGGUCCUUUUUCUCCAUAUGUUGUAAAUUAUUUUGUUUUUACAUGGUGCGGUUCCCCGGAUGUAAAAAAAAAAAAAAGAAACAGCGUGGUCCCCGGUCACAUGUUGUAGUUUGUUUCGGUAAAUAAGUCAGCAGAAGUAAUGCGGAAGAUACAUUUAAAAUAAAAACGUCAACAGUGGCAAAAACUUAACAUGAAAGGUCUAACUUGGACCUUUUCGUCCUCUUUUGCAACGUUUUAUAAAGUGACAUCUUAAACGGACAACUGUGGA